Messenger RNA from Scylla paramamosain (green mud crab), 346 nucleotides. RefSeq lists its product as uncharacterized. Lineage: Eukaryota; Metazoa; Arthropoda; Malacostraca; Decapoda; Portunidae. The transcript has 2 exons. The record is from RefSeq and is a predicted model, not a curated record. Bases 2 to 310 code for a protein of 102 amino acids.
GAUGUCCACUCUGAUCGAUUACGCUCCUGUCACCAACGCCGAAGGCCUCGAAACCUCCAUACUGGGCCUGCACUUUCGUGCCAGCAACAACCACCUUAAACAUGGGAUGCUGAAGCUCAGGUGCACUGCCACCAUCGCUGCAGUGUACUAUAGCGAGAACACCCGCGUGGCAGCUGCGCGCCUUACUGAACGUGCACGUAGACCUGAAAGUCACGGCAUCUUUGCAGGUUCAGGAGGAGCUAAUGGCGUGCGUGUGAUGCAGCAUGGAUGGCCAGCAAUCGUGGGGCUAGUUGUGGUGUUGCUCAGGUAACACCUGCCCCUUACUUUCCUCCCCACUCCCCAUCCU